AUGACAAUGGAGGACAGAAACAGCCGGAAUGGCGGCAGAGAGAGACUUGGACUCAGCUUCACUAUCGACUACCUUUUGUUCAAUAAAGGUGUCAAAGGUUCUAGAGAAGAGGCAACAGGAAGUCGCACAGUUGAAGAGACGGCGAAUAACAUGGUAAACAAUCAGAGUCCUAAACCCAAAGAGGUUGGGAAUGACUCUGAGACACAUGAGAAGCGGCUACAGCGUUUGGAAGCACAGACGGAAGAAAGAAAAGUCAAAGAAGAGGAGGGGGCGGAAGAUCAGCAAAAGGAAGGGGAGGAGGAAGUGACCACCACCACAUUUACCGGUCCAGAGAAGUCAGCGGACAAACCCAACCAGUCGUACAUCGCGCUCAUCUCCAAGGCAAUUCUGGCAUCAGAGCAGAAGAAACUGCUGCUGUGUGACAUAUACCAAUGGAUCAUGGACCACUACCCGUACUUCAAGAGUAAGGAUAAAAACUGGAGGAACAGCGUGCGCCACAACUUGUCACUGAACGACUGCUUCAUCAAAGCGGGCCGCAGUGACAACGGGAAAGGCCACUUCUGGGCAAUUCAUCCAUCGAACUACCAGGACUUUUCGAACGGGGAUUACCACUGCCGGCGGGCACGGCGGAGGGUACGCAGGGUGGCAGGACAGCUCCCUCUUCCUUCUCUUCCCUCCCCCUACCACCCUGCCUUCACCCGGCCUCACAGAACGACCUGUUGGUGCUGCCCUCAAGCCCAAUCACUCCCUCUGUCCUGCUUGGCACCAAGACUCUACUGGCCAUGGUCCAGUGUGCAGCCUCAAGUGGGGAUCCACCCUGGCCUGCGGACCUCCGUACCCUGA
Messenger RNA from Labrus bergylta (ballan wrasse), 843 nucleotides. RefSeq names its product forkhead box Q2 (gene foxq2). The record is from RefSeq and is a predicted model, not a curated record. Gene Ontology annotation, biological process: regulation of transcription by RNA polymerase II; anatomical structure morphogenesis; cell differentiation. Gene Ontology annotation, molecular function: RNA polymerase II cis-regulatory region sequence-specific DNA binding; DNA-binding transcription factor activity, RNA polymerase II-specific. NCBI's taxonomy places the organism in Eukaryota, Metazoa, Chordata, Actinopteri, Labriformes, Labridae.